Messenger RNA from Fusarium musae, 2130 nucleotides. RefSeq lists its product as uncharacterized. Gene Ontology annotation, molecular function: magnesium ion transmembrane transporter activity. The transcript has 2 exons. NCBI's taxonomy places the organism in Eukaryota, Fungi, Ascomycota, Sordariomycetes, Hypocreales, Nectriaceae. Bases 1 to 2130 code for a protein of 709 amino acids. Gene Ontology annotation, biological process: magnesium ion transport. The record is from RefSeq and is a predicted model, not a curated record. Gene Ontology annotation, cellular component: membrane.
AUGGUGGUCGAUUCUUGGGCGCAAAACGCCUCCAAUAACUCCUCUCAUCACGACCAUUCCGGCAAACCCGGCGAUAAAAUACAAGAGUGGUCUUCUCUUAUCGGUAUCGUCACAGCCAUUGUAGGCAACGUACUCAUCGCUCUCGCGCUGAAUGUUCAGAGAUACGCACAUAUUCGACUACACAAGCAACGGAGUAGGAAUCGGAAGAGGGCGAAAGAAGCUUUGAAGCACCCUCACCCUGGAGAUCAUGGCGGCUCAUACGGCACCAUUGGAGGGGGUAGCAAUGGGGCUGGGUAUCAAAAUGGUCACGGAACAAGUACAGAUGAUGGCAAUCGCAUGGACGAGAGCCGUGAAACUGAUCCGCUGACCGGGUCCUUUCACUCCGAGGCAUCGCAGAGCACCGAUAGCAAAGAGGAUGAUACGUCUUCAUCAUACCUCAAAUCUCCGUACUGGUGGUUGGGCCAAGUUCUUAUCACUCUUGGCGAGAUGGGCAACUUUCUCGCAUACGGUUUCGCCCCCGCUUCGAUUGUCUCUCCUCUCGGAGUUGUCGCCUUGAUAUCGAACUGCAUCAUUGCGCCUGCCAUGUUCCACGAGAAGUUCCGACAGCGCGAUUUCUGGGGUGUAGUUAUUGCUGUAGCUGGUGUUGUCACUGUUGUUCUGAGCGCAAAGCAAGAGGAGACAAAGUUGAACCCCCAUGAUGUAUGGGACGCAAUCACUACGCUGGCUUUUGAGAUCUAUCUUGGCGUGACCAUAUUUCUUAUCCUGGUCUUGAUGUGGGCAAGUCCUAGGUAUGGAAGACGCACGAUUCUUAUCGACCUGGGACUUGUUGGUUUGUUUGGCGGUUACACUGCCCUUGCGACAAAAGGUGUUUCGUCGAUGUUGUCUUCCACUCUUUGGCGUGCUUUUGCGACUCCUGUCACUUACGUUCUCAUCGUUAUUCUCCUUGGGACGGCCGUCAUGCAGAUUCGCUAUGUCAACAAGGCGCUGCAACGUUUUGAUUCGACUCAGGUUAUUCCAAUUCAGUUCGUAAUGUUUACGCUGUGUGUCAUCAUUGGAAGCGCCGUCCUUUACCGCGAUUUCGAACGAACAAACGCUGAACAGGCGGCCAAGUUUGUUGGGGGCUGUCUCCUUACCUUCUUCGGCGUCUUUCUCAUUACUAGCGGCCGUGAGCAAAGCCAUGAUGACGACGAAGUCCUGUCUGAAGGCGAUGAUUUCGAGGAUACCAUAGGCCUUGCGAACCAGGAAGGGAAUGGCACAGCGCCCUACCAAGACGGCCAAGGGUUCUCUACCCCCAAGUCACGGUCACGACGGUCCAGUCACCUGUCAGGUCCUAACUAUCCUGAUGCACAGAGAGCCUUGAAAGCCGCGGUUACACCACAUCAGGAGAACAACAAUCUUCCAUCAGCCAAGGCUUUGAGUUCUCAGAUGUCUCCAGGCCAGGAGACUAUGGCUUCUGGUUUCCCCUGGAACGAUUUCGGAGGGCCAUCAACACCACCGGGAAGAGGCGUUAGGGCGUACUCUACAGACUCUGUUCUUGCACCACCGGGUACCGCGGGCUCAGCGGCGUUUGCCUCUCACCCAACAACACCAAUGAGAGAUGCCUUAGCUCCUGAUGGCUCGCUUCUCCCACGGCCUCAAGCUAGUCCUUCGAAGCCCGGUGGUACUGGAAGCCGAUCCAGGACCUUUAUCUCCCCUUCCCCUCUAUCGUCGACAGUCACCGCUGUAGUCAAGGAUGCUUUUCUGCGUGCGUCUGACGACCCAAGCGUGCGCCAGUCCUCGAUGCGUCGUAUACGUUCCACCAUCCGUGCCGGGCUCUUCUUUAACGAAGACGAUGAAAAUGCUGAUCCCGAGAAUAACUCCCGGUCGAACACGCUCCCCGCACCAUCAGCAGCUCCGGUAUCAGUAGAAAAUCUUCCUAGCGCUUUAGACGAUGCUGAGGGGCCUGCAGGCGACGAUCUGGUGCGUCGGAGGUCACGCAGUGUUAGUGAUACACUGGGCGAUUUCUUUGGCGUCCGGCGCAAGAAGCGCCAUGAUGGCUAUUUCGCGAGCGACGUCGAAGAUGUGACAGUAGGAGCAGCUACCCCAGGUCAAGAUCGGACGGAUCCUCAAGGGGACUACCGAGAAGUAUAA